This is a messenger RNA of Malania oleifera, 435 nucleotides long. RefSeq lists its product as uncharacterized. The transcript is spliced from 3 exons. The coding region runs from base 1 to 435 and encodes 144 amino acids. NCBI's taxonomy places the organism in Eukaryota, Viridiplantae, Streptophyta, Magnoliopsida, Santalales, Ximeniaceae. The record is from RefSeq and is a predicted model, not a curated record.
AUGACUCCAGGUGAUGCCGAGCACGCAAGAGAUGUGGUUACAGAAAAACAGUCAUUAGAUGUCGAGUUAGGUGUGGUCACACUGGCAGGGGCGAUUAUUAUAUGCAGUAAAGUUAUUAGAGACUGCCCAGUGGAGAUUCAGGGGAGAAGGUUGCCUGCUAGUCUAGGGUACCUGGCAUGUGUAAAAGAAACACAAAAUGAAGGAGUGAAGCUAGAGGAUAUCCCAGUGAUAAGGGAGUUCUCAGAUGUGUUUCCUGAGGAUUUACCGAGAUUGCCACCGGAUCAUGAAGUGGAAUUCGCCAUUGAUUUAACUCCAGGGAGAGCACUGAUUUCCAAGGCUCCAUACCGAAGGGCUCCAGGUGAAUUAAAGGAGCUAAAGGAGCAGCUACAGGAACUUCUUGACAAGGGGUUCAUCAUAUUGAACGUGCGACCCUAG